AGCUGCACAGACUCGUUCAUGCGACGUGUUAUAACCUCAAUCAAUCGUAAACAUCGAAACAGCCUCAGCAAUGCAUGAAUAAUCACAUUAGUCAGUAUUAUUUAUUACCAAUAUGGAUCUAAACAUCGCUGAAAACGUUUGUAGAUUAUGUGCUAAUAAUGGAAAACAAUACCAUCCCAUUUUCGAUUCGAAAGCCAAUCCAAUAGCUGGGAAGAUCAACAAUUGUUUACCAAUAGAGAUUAGAGAAGACGAUAAACUUCCAUCUCACAUUUGCCCUGAAUGUCUCGAAGCUCUGGACAUAAGCGAUAAACUGAGAGCCCAAUCUCUGGUAGCUGAUGAGAUAUUGAGGCAGCAAUUGAGAGUUGUCUUGAUCGACAAAAUUAAACAGGAGAAAGAUGUGGAUACGGAUGAUGAAUCGCAGCCGAUGGAUACGACUGAACGAUUGUUCUGUGGUAUAUGUGAGAUCAAUUUUGAUGGCAUGCCUGAGUUCGAUGAUCACAUGAAGGCAUCACACUCUUCACAAUGGAUUUGUAAUCUUUGUCAUGAAGAUUGCAAGACAUCGGAUGAUCUGCUCCGACAUAAAUAUAAAGACCAUUAUGACAGUAUUGAUCAGAAUGAAGGGGCUGACAUUGAUCUUUCCAAAGAUGAUGAUGUUCAUCAUCCUCCAGAAACUACUGUUGAUCAUUCCCAAGAGGCCGAGGAUUCUGAUGGCACAGCAGAUUUUUCAGACCAUUAUGUCGAUGUGAAUGAAGCCAUCGAAAUCAAAGAAGAGGGGUUGGAGAAUUCUCAGGGUGCUGAGCUGCAUGCCCAACCCUCAGAGCAAAGGGAUAUUGUAUGUACUAUAUGCGACGUGACUAUUGCCAAUGAGAAGUUGAUGUCCCUUCACGUUAAAAUGCAUGAGCCCCGACAGAUCACUUGUCCCACCUGUUUUCGGGAAUUUGCCUCUGCCUACGAUCUCUUUAUUCAUAAGCAAAAGGUACACAGAGUGUUUAUUGAUCAGAAGAUGAAGUGGUUCUGUGAGCAGUGCGAGAGAUUUACAGCGAGUGUUCAGUUUUUGAAACGACAUAAACACUGCGCCAAGAUUAAGAUGAAGUGCAAGUACUGCAGCCAGAAGUUCUUCAAAAAAUCAGAACUGCAGAUUCAUCAGAAGAAAAAUCAUUAUGACGAUGUGAUGAAGGAUCCAGAGUCCGAGAAGUUUGAAUGUGAGACGUGUGGAAAGAGUUACGUGGAAAAGUCUUAUUACAAUUCCCAUGUCAGGAAACAUCAAGCCAAGCAUGAGGGAAGGUUCACGUGUCCAACUUGCGAGAAAAAAUUCUCAACUGCUGCAGUAUUGAAGUGUCACAUUGAAGUUAGGCAUGAAAAACAGCCGAAAUAUGUAUGUGAUAUUUGUUCCAAAAGCUUUUGCGGCUCGAGAAAUCUGCAAGUUCAUCGAAAGAGGCAUGCGAGUCAGACAUGUCAAGAGUGUGGAGAGAAAUUCGAAAACACUCGGAUACUGGCUGCACACUUAUUGAAACAGCACAAUAUAUCCGUACCAUCUGCAGGGAAAUAUGCGUGUAAAAUGUGUGGGAAGAAGUUCCUGAAGAUGAGGCUCUUGAGGGACCACAAGAACACUCACACUGGCACGAGACCACAUGUUUGUGACACAUGUCACAAAACAUUCCGAACUUAUGCAGCACGAUGGGCACACGAGCAGAGGCACAAGAAUGGAGGUUUCAUCUGCGAUUAUUGCAAGCAUAAUUUCACCGAUAAAAACAACCUGCGAAGACACAUUUCCCGGCACUUGCCACCCGAAGAGUGGCGAUACGAGUGUGAAAUAUGCAACAGGAAAUUGCAGAGGCUCUCCCACCUGCAGCGACACGUGGAGAGACACAAAGCGACCUACCCGUACCGAUGCAACAUAUGUGGAUUCAGAUUUCUCAGUAAGGGAGCUAUGACGUCGCAUAAAAAUCAAACACACAGCGAGAUACUCGGUCUCAAUUGCGGAUAAUUGUCAUUUUGGGGAAAAUAAAACUGCCUG
Molecule: messenger RNA, 2017 nt
Organism: Diachasma alloeum
Lineage: Eukaryota; Metazoa; Arthropoda; Insecta; Hymenoptera; Braconidae
Product: zinc finger protein 62 homolog
Exons: 7
Coding region: 113-1987 (624 amino acids)
Biological process (GO): regulation of DNA-templated transcription
Cellular component (GO): nucleus
Molecular function (GO): DNA-binding transcription factor activity, RNA polymerase II-specific; zinc ion binding; RNA polymerase II cis-regulatory region sequence-specific DNA binding
Source: RefSeq, a predicted model, not a curated record